AUGGAAAAUUUUGAUAAAGGAGAUUCUAUAUAAGCACUUGUAGCAAAGCACAAAGCUAAGGCUUAGCUUAAGGAUUUAACGUAAAAGAGAAAAAUUUCAAUAGACAGUAAGAAAGCGGAAGAGAAUAAAGAAGAUAGUAUAUUAGAAGUAGUAGAAGAGACAACUAUAAUGAGUAAUACUUCAUUUGAAGAAUUAGGAGUUUGCUCAGAAUUAUGUGAUGCUCUGAAAGCAAUGGGUUAUAAAACUCCAACGAAGAUCUAAGCAGAGUCAUUACCUUACACUUUAAAAGCAAGAGAUAUGAUUGGGUUAGCAGAAACUGGAUCUGGAAAGACAGCAGCAUUCGCUAUACCAGUUAUCUAAUAGCUACUUGAUAGUCCUCAGCCAUUUUUUGCUUGUGUGAUGUCUCCAACUAGGGAACUCUGUGUUUAAAUAGCUGAGCAAUUUGAGGCUAUCGGAUCAACUAUAGGAUUAAGAACUGCAGUAUUGGUUGGUGGGCUAGAUAUGGUAUCAUAGGCAAUAGCUUUAAGUAAAAACCCUCAUGUUGUGAUAGGCACUCCAGGGAGAAUGGCUGAUCAUUUAGCCAACACCAAGGGAUUUCACUUAAAGAAACUUAGAUUUUUAGUAUUUGAUGAGGCUGAUAGAUUACUGAGUAUGGAUUUUGAGAAGUAGAUAAACCUUAUAUUGACAUAAAUUCCUAAGAAUAGAAAUACCUACUUGUUUUCUGCAACAAUGACAUCGAAAGUAUAGAAAUUAUAGAGAGCAUCUUUAAAUGAUCCUGUGAAAAUUGAAGUUAGUGGUAAAUACAAGACUGUAGAUACCCUCGUGUAAAACUACAUUUUUGUCCCAGAAAAGCAUAAGGAAACCUAUCUUGUAUAUCUACUGACCUAAUCAACAGGCUAGAAAAUAAUAAUUUUUACCACAACUUGUAAUUAGUCAAUGAAGCUUGCUCUUAUACUAAGAAACUUGAAUUUCAAGGCUGUAAAUAUUAAUGGAUAGCUGACUUAAACACAAAGACUUAGCGCACUCAAUAAAUUCAAAGCAAAUGAAAGGAAUAUUCUGAUUGCAACUGAUGUAGCCAGCAGAGGUUUAGAUAUCCCAGAGGUAGAUAUUGUUAUAAAUUUUGACAUUCCUCAACAUUCAAAGGAUUAUGUUCAUAGAGUGGGAAGAACUGCCAGAGCUGGAAAAACAGGUCGUGCCAUUACUAUUGUUACUUAAUAUGAUGUUGAGACAUUUUAAAAGAUAGAAUAGCUAAUAGAUAAGAAAUUAGAUGAAUAUCCAGGUUUGGACUAGAAAGCAGCUCUGAUUUUGACUGACUCAGUUGUUGAAGCCACCAGACUUGCUGCCAUGGAAAUGAAAAAUAGAGAGGGUAAAAAGGGAUCUUAAGUUGAUGGACCAGAGGAUGAUGAUGAAGAUAACCAAGAGGGUAAUAAAGAUAUGAAGUUAUUUGGAAAGAAGAGAUAAAAUAAUUUUGCUCAUAAAAAAGGAUUUAAUGGAAAAUAAAGCUUUGCCAGAAAAAGACCCAGAAAGAACUGA
Molecule: messenger RNA, 1533 nt
Organism: Stylonychia lemnae
Lineage: Eukaryota; Ciliophora; Spirotrichea; Sporadotrichida; Oxytrichidae
Source: the annotation of a GenBank genome assembly